UGAAGAUGUCAAUGUCUUAAGUCAAAAAGUGGGUAGAGUUUUGCUUUUGUAGUGAAAAUUGAAAAACUAUUUGUAAAAUAUAAAUUGUGGUGUUGAUAUAAUUUUUCUAAUUAUAUUACGUUGUUUCGUGUUUUUUCCAAUGGUGUGUGCAUCAAGAUGAGCUGCUUAACUUGCAUUCGAGGUCUGAAGACAACAUUAUCAUUCAAGGAUAAGGAACUUAACAAAAUAGCAGCAUUUUUCAAUAUUUUGACUUUCUUGUUGACUUGUGCAGCCUUAGUACAGCCAAGCUGGUUCAGGAUUAAGGGUCUACAUUGCACACAGAGUCUAUCUUUAACACAGUUCUUCACUUUUGAUGAAGAUGAUGCAGACGAUAAUGAUCAUGAUGAAGACAAUGAUCAAAUAUUAAUACACCAAAGGGAAUUUGAUACUAUUAGCAGGUCUGAUUUAAAUGGUCUUCCACCAUGUACAACUCCUGAGAUUAUAACACUCAUGAGAGUUCUUAUAUUACUCUGCUUUAUGGUGCUUCUAUGCUCCUGUAUCGGAGUACUGAUCAACCUCACCAGUCUGAACAGCAAAGCUAUAAGAAUGUUGCGAAGAAAUGCUGUGCCUAGCAUAAUGUGUGUCUUCUGGGUGAUUGCUAUUGUAGGCGUUUGUUACUACACAACAGUUGUAUUAGGCAAUGCAAACAAUAGUGACCUUAAUACCAUACAAGUUGAUUAUGAAUAUGGAUUUUACACAAUAACAGGAGCAGGUGCCUUGGCUCUACUGGCAUCUGCUGCCAAUCUGUGGGGUGCGCCAUUAUCAAACGACGAAGACUUGCAACGGCGCAACCUAAUGGAGGACUGGGACGGCUACGAAGCCCACAGCGUCGGCCCCACGCCGGCAGUGCCUACUCUCCCGCCUUACUCACCAAGCCCUAACUUUGUCCCAUCAGCACACCCAACAUUUGCGCCACCUGUCCUCGGCACGCAACAAUACUUCCCCUUUGACGAUCUCUCCAUUCUACCACCUCCACCACCAUACACUCCAUGAUUUAGGGAUUUCCCACAAAAAUACUGACUCGAAGUAAUUUUUAGUGUAUGCAUGUACAUUUUUGAAAUAGAACGAAAAGGUAAGGUUAUUAUAUUUUUCUCUGAAUAACUUUUAAAAGAUAUACAAGCUGAGUCUAUACUUGCCAAGCUUUUGUGAUUGUGGUGAGCAUUCAAGAAACACUGUACGUGAACCUCACUCUGCAGUUUCCGUGGUACGCUCGCGCUCGCUACGAGCAUGGAUGAAUUAAUUGCUAUGAUAACAGGUAAAUCAAAACGUGCUAAAAUAACCAUGUUAUUAAAACACGAAUCCUGUGUUUGUCAAACCUGCCGCCAUCAUGCCAAAGUAAAUUAACCCUUAAUAAGGCGCGAGCCUGUGUAAUAGUAAACUUUAAAUUAGAAGCGUGUUUAGGGUAAUUUAAUGCUGGAGAAUCCAAAAAAUACAUUUAAAAGUAGUGGGAGAGGGGGGAAAUACCUU
Molecule: messenger RNA, 1506 nt
Organism: Maniola jurtina (meadow brown)
Lineage: Eukaryota; Metazoa; Arthropoda; Insecta; Lepidoptera; Nymphalidae
Product: transmembrane protein 127-like
Exons: 4
Coding region: 157-1032 (291 amino acids)
Biological process (GO): negative regulation of cell population proliferation; negative regulation of TOR signaling
Cellular component (GO): membrane
Source: RefSeq, a predicted model, not a curated record